Salvelinus namaycush (lake trout) is the source of this 3493-nucleotide messenger RNA. RefSeq lists its product as uncharacterized. The record is from RefSeq and is a predicted model, not a curated record. The transcript has 6 exons. NCBI's taxonomy places the organism in Eukaryota, Metazoa, Chordata, Actinopteri, Salmoniformes, Salmonidae. Bases 1261 to 2601 code for a protein of 446 amino acids.
AAAAAACACCCUAAAUAUGUUUAGAACUACAAAUUAACUUAUGUCGAUUCUUGUUUUUUUUUAUGUCACAAUUCCAACCCUCCUUUAUCCGGGCUUGGGACCGGCAAAAGAGACACUAUGGCGGAGAUACUUCGUUUAUUUUUUUUAUUUUUUUCUUAUUUUUUUUUUAGUUUUUUUUACAUUUACAUCCCGCCCUGAAUGUAAGACAGGGUGGGGAUCAGCCAGCUGCGGCUUCCCGCAUGGGCAAUUCAUUUGCAGUCUGGACUCGGAGGGGUGAACAUCUCCUGCUCUGACUGCAGCUGGGAGGGACUGCUGCGUGAGGACUGGGGCCUGUGAGUGCUUUGGGGUGGGGCCCACGGCAGCACCUGCUGCUUGUUGAGAAGAGUAAGAACAAUACGUGCUUUCAAGUCAGUGUCUCUAAUAACACCAGAAAAAGUCGCUAGAUUUGUCGCUAGUCACUUUUUUGAAAAUGUGUCGCUAGAGGGGUCUGAAUACUCGCUAAAUAUAGCGACAAAGUCGCUAAGUUGGCAACAGUGGUCAUUUUUUCGCGCUCUAUAAAGAUCUUUCAAGUGGGGUGGGUCAAACUUUAAAGUAAAAGAGGACCGACAUGCUUCAAAUCUAUUGCUCCUAGAUGAGCACUUCAAGGCUGUGUUGUGUUGCUUUUAUGGUAAUUUGGCAAAAAGUUUAAAAGGAAACUUAGGAAAAUUCAGUCAAAUACUGAAUUUGAAAGUUGAGCCACUCAAACUCCAGGGACAUUUAAAAAUGUCUUGAAUCAUUCCCACCUCAUUGAAGUUCUCUUCCAUAUGGCAAUAUCUCAAAAUAAUUUUGAGUAUUUGAAAACAAAACCCAUCUGUGAAAUUUCAUGGAUGCUAGAUCUGACCUUCGUCAUGGUAUAGGCAUGUAUGUGUUAUGCGUACCGUAUGUAUACCUGUCUGGCAUAGCAGUGAAUGCCAGUAGUAUCACGGUCACAUGGGUCUGGAUUUACAGCCUAGCAACCUAUGCAUGAACUCACAACUGUUCCUUGAGGAGCCUACACAUUCACACACCAGACCAUAUGAUCAUAUGGACAUAUCAUUGAGAUGGUCUAAAAAUAACUGUUCACCCUCAACUGCCCCCCCCCCCUUAUCUAGGUUUCUUAGUUGGGAUUGAGAGGGGACCAAGAAGAUAAAGAGCUGGUCCUUCCUUUGGGUGGCAUGGUGGUCUGGUGACUGUCUGGGGUGUCCCCUGGUGACUGGGGUUACACCCUACCCCCUGUCGUGAAUGGCUGCAUGUAGAGGGGCCCUCGCCAUGUGGGCGGGGUGUGUGAGGAGCCAUGGCAACAGGCUACCAGUCAAGCAACAGUGCUGGAGUCUUGCACAGGCGCUGGAUGUGCAGUGGAGUGGACAGAUUCGGCCUCUCAGCAGCACGUCAUGGGCCCUGGUUCCCCCCAACAGUCUGAGGUACCAGAACAUCAAGCAGCCGUCCCUGUCACACCCCUUCCACCAUGCCAGCCACAUCCAGAGGGCCCCGGGCCUGGACGAGGACUGGGAAGAGACUGUCAGCCUGUGUGUGCUGGUGCGGACUGUCCCUGGGGAGUGUGAUGACCAGCACACCCUGGUGGAGGUGCCUCUGUUUGGGCAGACUAAACUAAGUGAGAUCCUGGCUCCGAGAGGAGUCGGUAGGCCCGUGGAGUUCCUCUUCCCCAUGACCACUGUGGAUGGGAGCCGAGAGGACGACAUCAGUGUUGGGAAGAUGAAUGAGGGAGAAUGGCUGCAUGAUGAUGCAGAAAAGAGGGAGAGAGGAUCGUUCCGAAGCCUGUUUGAGAUGGAAGGAUGUCCUGCUCCAUUUAUGUAUGGAUCCAGGUUUUACUGCUUCCACUGUCCUGGAAUGGAGCCGUUGCCUGGUUACGGGGACAAAUCGGGCAAUAUGAUUGGACUAGAGAAAGAGUUGUCGCUGUUCCACACCUCUCUGUAUAGUAGCUACACGGAGAGAGAGACAGUGGAGGGGGCACACAGCGACAAAGAGAGGGAGGAUGAGGAGAAACUGGCCUUGAUGUAUGAAAAGCUGAGGAUUGAGCUUCCUAGUUUUUUUGUGAAGAGUCAUGACUACACCAUGUACACAAAUGAUAUCGAGUUCGUCAACUGUAUUCUAAAUACCAAGACCAGGGGCAGAGUUCUGUACCAGCUGAGCCUGUCUCUGUGGAGGCUGCUGUGUCUCUGUUACUAUGCUGAGGCCCGGUUAGAGGUAUUGAAACUGACUAAGCACCCAGAGGACAGGACCAUCAAGGCCAGGUGGAGGGUCAGAGGACUGCCCUUCCUCUCUCUUCUGCUGAGAUUCUACCGCAAGGACAAAACUGACCUCUACAGGUCAUAUGAUGCGUUCUCCACCUUCUACCUUGGCCAUGAUGGACUCAUACACUGUCACAAAGUGGAAAAAAUGAUGAAGGCCCAGCCGCCCAUCCUGCCCAGGGUGACCACUCUGUUAGCGGGGGCCCUUGUGGCCCUGGGGGUCCAGGAGCGCCGGCCAGCCCUCAACCUCCUGCCCCCCCUGCUCUCCUCCCUCCGACAGAGCCGAGACGGAGAGAAAGGAGGGUCUAGAGGAAGGAGCAUGUGUGUACCAUGAGAGGAGUAACACGCACAGAGAGGGAAACAUGCAAUCAAUGUUGUCCAGGUUAUCCCUGAUCACCCGUACACCCGUACAAUCUCCCCCUAUUGUACGCCUCCUCUGGAAAAAUAACUAAAUUAAAAUAAACCUUUCCAAACCCAUUCUCUCUUUGGACUCCCACAGCAUUAGAAAGCCGCUAAUAUUUUAGUUCAUAUGCAAUCCAGAACUUCAGUUUAUCCAAUAAGUUGAGUUGGUACCUUGAUCAGUACCUUGUUAACGCACAAACAAAUGAUCGCACAGCACUGAGUGACUGCUUGUGGGAUGUUGAACCUCUCUUUGGGCCUAUACGCUCACCAUGCACAUACUUUUCUGAGCAGCAGGCUAUCUGCUAAAUGGCGUAUAUUAUUGGACAAACCUAUUUUCAUUACAUGACGACACUGUUAAAUGCUGAAAAUUUUAAAGAAAUGCAAGAUUAUAUUGGAAUCAGUCAUUUUGUGUUUCAUGUGUCCUCAGCCUGUGGGGCAUUCAAGUGUGCCUGGGAACUGGGCACACAUUUGUCACUGGUUUCUGUUGAAUACAGUUGUCACUGGUGAAUGCAUUCUUGAUGUAACAGUUUGUACACAGCCCAAGAAACCCUUUAUUGAGGCCAGGGGGUCUUAAUAUGGAGAGGUUAGACCCCAUUCCAUAUAGCCAGUUGAAGUUGUCUUAUCUAUGGCCUGCCAUGACUCAAUGUGGGCCUUGUUCUAACAGACCCUCUGAUCUCUAUGUGCCAGUGGAAAGUCACCGAGAUAGCAUCCAUGUGGCAUAAAGCAACCUAAUACUAAUGUAUGAUGUUGUCGGUCUCUGUCCCUGUACAAACUUAUUUUGAAGUGUACAUGUCAAUCUCAUAAAACUCUUAUUUUGAAGAGCC